AUGGUGCUUCUUAACAUCCGCUAUUGGCUCAGCAAUGUGGUCCGGAUUCUCACCAUCAAGGACGGAUGCGACUCAACGCCACGACAGGACUCCAUCAACGCCGUACCCGACCAAAUCGACACAGACCCUGACGUUAAUCAGUCUUCUCAUAUCACUCGAUCGUCACCUCAACCAGUCAAAGCCAAGAACCCUGCUAGCCGUUCUAGCAUUCAGCACUUUCCCUUUCCUCAUGAUCCUUAUGUCAACCUCCCAGUAUUAGGGAUGGGCAUGACUGGGAUUAUUUAUGAGUUAGGGGAAGAUCGUGUCGUUAAGAAAGCUAGGCAAUCUCAACUUUCAGACGCUGGCAAUGCAGAAUACAUGAACACGAUCAACCAGCAAACUCUGGAGAAUGAGAGUCAAGUCUUCAAGCGCCUUGGUAAAUGUGAAGGAAUUAUCCCUUGCUUUCAGAUAUCUCAGUAUGGGAUUGAGCUAGCCCGUGCGCAGGAUGAUCUUGAAUCCUAUAUGAAAACCCAUCCAGAACCCGAGAUCGCUUUAAAGGUCAAAUGGAUACUGAGUCUUAUCAAGACUUUCUCACAUAUUCACAAUUGCAGGAUAUUUGUGGAUGAUAUCGCUCUUCGGAAUAUCUUAAUUAUGGACAACCAGCUCAAGGUUGCAGAUUUUGGCCAGUCUAUCUUACUACCACCUGAUGCUGAUAUUACUUCUGCAACCGAAGGGGAUUUAAAUGCUCGGAUCGAGAUACUACACCUUGGGUGGAUACUCUACUCCAUUAUUUCAUGGCAGGUUCACAAGUACUAUUUCUUUGACGAGAACCCUGAGCUUCGUUGGCCUGCUUCGUUCCCAGUCCUUGAUAAUAUUCUCUGCGGCAAGUUAAUUGAGAAUUGUUGGCGGGGUGGAUAUAUAAGCAUGGAUCAACUGCAGCAUGAGGCGCUUCAAUUCCUUAGUGGUUACUACUAG
Aspergillus calidoustus is the source of this 954-nucleotide messenger RNA. The record is from the annotation of a GenBank genome assembly. Lineage: Eukaryota; Fungi; Ascomycota; Eurotiomycetes; Eurotiales; Aspergillaceae.